Xiphias gladius (swordfish) is the source of this 16037-nucleotide messenger RNA. RefSeq names its product ring finger protein 213a (gene rnf213a). Lineage: Eukaryota; Metazoa; Chordata; Actinopteri; Istiophoriformes; Xiphiidae. The transcript is spliced from 67 exons. The record is from RefSeq and is a predicted model, not a curated record. Bases 261 to 15986 code for a protein of 5241 amino acids. Gene Ontology annotation, molecular function: ubiquitin-protein transferase activity; ATP hydrolysis activity. Gene Ontology annotation, cellular component: cytosol; nucleolus; membrane. Gene Ontology annotation, biological process: ubiquitin-dependent protein catabolic process; negative regulation of non-canonical Wnt signaling pathway; sprouting angiogenesis.
UCAGAUGUGACCUAGCGCCGGUAGCGUCGCAGGUCCAGUGGGGAUGACUUCAGGGCUUUCGAUUUGACAGAACAGAGGGGGAAAGUCAGCCGAGGUAAAAACCGCUUAAGCCUUUGUUUCACUGCUUUGCAGAAAGCGGGAGGUGAUACCGUCGGACCUUGACGUUAUGACAAAGUAGGAAUAAAGUAAUCCCAUUAGCUGGAGCAGCUACCAGACCUCCCUGUCGCAGGACCCCUUCUGGGAAACGCUGCAGUGUGAAGAUGAAGUGUUCAGCUUGCGGCCAUCAUAAUUUGGAGAAGACAGCCAAGUUCUGCAAUGAGUGUGGCCAGAAGAUGUCUGUCCAACCUGCAAACACACAGGAUGCAGAAAGUCAGCCGAAAUCCUUGGUAGCUGACUUGAAAAGUAACACUGAGAAAUCAGUGUCACAGAAAAACAUCCCACCUGCUGACAGCAAAGAAUCCAAUAAAUCCCCAAAACAAUCGAAUGAAGAGAAAAUCAGCAACCCAAAGAAAAAGAAAAAAAAGAAGAAGAACAAAAAAAAGAAGAAAGAUGGCAACAUGUCGUCAGAACAAGAGGAAAUCCACUCUGAUCUGUCACAUGUCUCCACGGGAGACAACCAAAAGAAGAUGACGCAGGGCGGGAGAGACACUUCUGACAGUGAAAGUUCAAACAUUGCAAUGGAUGAAACAUUAGACUCACCCCAAGAUGAUUUCUCCUCAAUGGAAGGCCAGUCUAGUUCCUUAAUAGCAAACAAUAUCGCUGCACCAUCUGAAGGCACACAAAUCAGUGAGAGUGAAAAGACUGCUGCCACAGCGGAGGCAAAUGCAGCGAGGCAGUCAGAGGAAGCUCCAGGUAACUCUAAUGAGGGAGAGAGCAAUGCACAGAAAUCAACUCAGGAUCAGACACUCAAGACAGCACCAGCUGACACUCCAACUCAACAUCCCACCUCAGAGGAAAGCAAGAGUACGACUCCUCAGACAGGUUCAGGUAAAGGGAUGAAGGCCGCUAACCCAGAAGAUCAAAAGACUGACAGGAAAAACUCAAAGAAAGACACAGUCACCACUAAACAACCUACACUGGACCAAAAUGCCAACGUGGAACCAAAUGUGAAACAGACGGGACAAACCAAACAGAAGCAAAACACUCAGAAAGACCAGAAACAGAAGCAGACUGCGACAGCUGAACAAAAGAUGGUUUUUGGUCCUCAAACGUCAUCCAAGGCUGACAGCACAGGCUCCAGUGUGGACCCGGAGGUGAUAGUUGAGCACAUGGUGGUUCAGCAGUCUCCAAGCGGGCAGAAGUCGACUCCAGCACAAACCUCAGACAGUGACAAAGGAACUAAAGACGGCAGUAAUAACACAGAAUCCAACACUUCAGCUGGCCCACCACCCAAAAGGUCGACUAGGAACCAGACCAUUUCUGCAUGUGACAGACUCACAAUUUACUUCCAUGCAGUUCUCUCAAAGGAUUUCAAAUUUGAUCCAAAAGAAGACCGUAUCUUCGUCAGGGUCGGGUCUCACAUUGGGACAUGGGAAAAAGAUGCAGCUGAGCUGUGUGUGAGCAGGGAUCUUCAAGACCAUGGUUUUCUUGUUGAGGGCAGACUGAUGGCAAGCAAAUCUAAAGCUGAAUCUCAGUCGAUACCAUACAAAUAUGUUGUCUAUAACAGCAAAAAGAGCAAAUAUGAGUAUGAGUUCAUAUACAAACUGGAUUCUGCGCAGGCAACUACCAACAGAUGUUUGUUUGUGAAGUCCCACCUCCUCAAUGAUGAAGGGGACUGGCACCAAUAUGAUGACAUCAUCUGUGCCCCACCAUCAAAGAACAUGCUCAAACGCUUGACGGACACCAUUAAAGGAACCUUUUGGCCUGAACAACGGACAAGGCUGAUUGCAGGCAGAAAUAUUGCAGGGAAUAUAAUGCUGGGGACCAUAUUUGAUCUUCUUAGUAGCUGGACUGAUACCAAUUUGAGAAGUUUUUUGAUCCAACUGAAUCAGUUCUUUGAGAUUUAUGGGGAACCUUUUGUUUAUGAGGAGACGCAUAAGAAAUGGUACUCCUUAGACUAUGGAAAAGAUGAUGUGAGAAAGAUGCUAAAGGAGUUCAUGCUGACAAACGUGGUUCCUCAGUUGGUGAACCAUGGAGAUGGGAAGAUGCUCUACAUUCAGGACCCCAUGCGGGCGGCUGUGAUCAUGCUUUGUGUAUGGAAACAGCAUGGUAUCAGACUACAUGAAGCUGAGCUUCAUCGGCUGUGCACUGCACUUUGCCCGCCCAAACUGAACAAGGAUGGUUUCCUUAAGUACUGGGCAGAUUUUUCAAAGGAUGUCUCUAUUCUCAAAAAUCUGCCAGAAAACGUUGGUUCUCUGAUAACCGCUGUGAAAACAGCUGGAAUGCCUCGAUGGAUCCUGGUACUACCGCUCCUCCACCUGCUCAAAGGCACCACAAAGCCAUUUGAAGUGCUAACUCCUGGAAACUUGAAGUACAGCUCAUCCUGGGCAGGUUUGCAUGGCCUUGAAAUGGGUAACUCAGCAGGAGCAUACAUGAGCAGUCAAGAGAGGAAGGCACUGGUGAAUCUGAUGAAAAGCCACAGCCACUUGAUGGAGGUGGAUGCAGUUUUGGUGCGAUCCUGCUUGUACCUGAUGUCAAUUGAUGAUCUUAUGGAUUGUAUCAUCAACAUUAACACUGAGCUUUUGGAUGUGCUUCAUGUUUUCACUAAUAAAGCUCCUCAGGAUAUUACCUACACUAACUUCCAGACAGUAUCUGACAUUCUCUCACAUAUCCAAGGGCAUCUCAUUGAGAAAAAAUACAGUUAUUUUAAUGAGGCUUAUGGGAAAGAGUGCCUGGCAACAGCAGUGAAACUGUUAGAGAAGAUCUGCAAAGGAGUCAAACCAGCAUCAUAUAGCCAGAACUACCUUGAUAUUCCUGUAGCCUGCAUGAAUCUGGUUGCAUCAGUCUCAGACUUUGUUCAUUGUAAAAAGCAACAGGAGACUCAAGAAGUGGACAAUGACCAGGGAUAUGCAAAAGACUUGGUCUCUCAGGCGAUGAUCAUUAUGAGACGCUGGAUCAGUUGGUCCUACAGACAUGGUUUGCUCAAAAAGGGUCUUUCAUCGCUGUACCGAAUUGAGGCCACAGUGGAGAUUGAAAUGUGGAACAACAUAAUCUCCAUCCACUUCAAAAAUGAAGAUUGCACAAAAGAAUGGAGCCAGACGUUCACAAAGGAUUUUGAGGGCAAGUACAAACAGGAAUCUGCUGUGGAUCAAAUUGAAUUCUACUGCACAAAGAUAGAGGAACUCAGUGGUUCUCUUCCACAUGUUGCUGCUAGUAUUGAGAGGUGUGCUCUUGAGGCUGUUACAUUUUUGUGCCAGACCAAGUCUGAGGGCCUACUGUUUCAAAGGUUCAAGAUGAACUUUAAGUUUGGGAAACUCAUCUCAGCCAUUAUCCAGAAAUCCUGGCCAAGGGACCAUCAAGGAAAUUAUCGGGAAGAUGAAGAAGUGGUCCUUCGGCACCUCCUUUCCUGGACUGCUGCCAAGGACAUUUUCCGACUACACGGUGCAGAAGAAAAGCUGAUUGAGGAGCUCACUCAAGAUGCCAGGGACAGAUUUGCUAUAGCCAUAUCAUAUUUCACAGCCAUCAACAAUCAGCUGGUAAAUGGCACCAUUAAGAUCAGCUUGCUCAAUAUCAUUAUGGAGAGGAGAGACGCUUUCAUAGAACUGCUGAAAAUCGAUUGCCUCUCUGAGAAUGAACAAUACAAAGAUAAUGCCAAAAUGAGGAGGCUGUUACAGUGCAGACAAGCUGAAAUGAAAGCUGUGUACCAUGAGAAGAAGCUUGUGGACAUCUUCUUAACAAUGACCCAUAAACUUGAGGAACAUGUGACAGUCGAUGUUGCUGACCUGGAACAGAGACAACAGGUCAACAUUGAGGUCAUGCCCCUAAACCAUUUUAUGGAGGUUCAUCAGUUUGAUCAAAUGCCCUCUAAGGUGGCUGGUGUUGUCACCUACUUCAGUCUGGAUGAAGAAAUCAGACAAAUGGCAGAGGUCCUUUACACCUUCAGAGACAGUUAUAUAUUCAAAAUAUGUUGGGAGAAACAAGCCAAACUUCUGGCCCCUGAAGAACUAGAAGACGAUGAUACUGAUGAACAUGAAGUAGAGGACAUUUUGGCAACACCAGCAACGAUACAUGAUGACAUUUUCAUGCCUUGCUAUGCUGAUUACAAAGCCAUCUACACUUGUCUGAAGAAUGGCAGUAUAAAGCUUGAGGAGGUUAACCAGCUCUUUGAAGCGUACAAAGGCAAGUACGAAGAGCUCGCACAGGACCUGGACAUCAUGUGUAGAGUUGAUAAUUCAACUGACAAACAGUGGAUCCACAGCAGGGUUCAACAGAUCGAGCAGUAUCAUGAGCUUCAUUUAGCUGUGGCUUCAGCUCAAAUCAUCAUGAGGGUCAAAGAGACACUUUGUCUUCAGGGGGACUUCAAGGUUCUGGAGACUCUCACAGAAGUUAGUCAAGCAGAUUUUCAGAAAGAGCAGCUCAAUCGGAUUGACAAUGACUUGAUGCAGGCAAAGAAGGUUCUGGUGGACAUCACUGAGCCCCGCAGACUGUGCCUACAGGAGCUUGGACUCAGAGGACACUUUGUUAAAUGGUUGAAAGAUGCACUUGAAGAUAUCAAUGAGUUGAAGGUGUUCGUUGACCUGGCUUCCAUCUCUGCGGGAGAGAAUGACAUGGAUGUUGAUCGUGUUGCUUGCUUCCAUGAUGCCGUCCUUGGGUACUCUUCAAUGCUUUAUGAGCUCAAACCAGACUCUGGUUUUCCCACCUUCAAAGAGGUGCUUGUGAAGCUCUGGAGAGCUUUGGAGAAUGACAGCAACCUACCGAAAAAACUGCGGGACAGUGCACGCCAUUUGGAAUGGCUGAAGACUGUGAAGGACAGUCAUGGGUCAGUGGAGCUGUCAUCUCUCUCAUUAGCAUCAGCCAUCAACAACAAGGGUAUCUACCUGAUCAGUGCACAAAGAGUAAAAACGUUGAGUCUUGAAACUGCACUGAAGCUGCAGAUCCCAGAGGAGCAUGAUGAGGGUCAGCAGAUGCGCUGCUAUUCUCUGGAGGACCUGCGGGAGCUGCAGAACAAACUCAUGCUCAUGUCUGGGAAAGGGGAUCAAGGACACUAUGAAGUUGAUCACUUUGCAGAGGUUUUUGCCAGUGUUCAAAGACUAGCUGAGGCAUUUAUAGCCCUCUACACUGCUGGAAAUCCUCUCUUCAGACACUGGGAAGCACAAAUCAACUGCUGUUUAAGCAGCAAUGAACCCAGAAUUAUGAUGGAUUUCAACCUGGGCAGUGUUCUCAGUGCUGUCAUCCUGGAGGGCAGCAUAGAGGAGCAGCUUCCUGAACUUUGCAGGAAAAUGGAGAAAUGCCUGGAGUACUGGAUGGAUUUUGUAGACAAACAAAGAUCCCAACAUUACUAUCUGAACUACUACACAGCCGAACAGAUUGUCUACCUGUGCAGCAAGCUGACACAACAAAAUGUGACAAAUGUGGAGGACCAAGUUCUCAUGAUGCUGUCCUUCGUCAAGCCAAAUUGCACAUCAUCAGACUUGAGGCAAGUAUGGCAUGCACUCCAGUAUGAAUUCCUCACCAAACCACAAGAGCGAAAUGAGGACAUUGAGUUUCAAACUUUUGUUGUGGUGCCAAAAAAUGACCUAGGAGACCCAGACUUCCCCAGCGAACUGGAUCCCCUGCCAAGCCUUGUGGAACAAACACAUGGUUUGCAAACAUUUGAUCUGAUUUGGAAUGCUUAUAUGAAAAAUAUGAAGAAUUUUCUCACGCACAUUCUUGAUAUAAAAAGUCUUGGACGACUGUUGGAAAUACUGGCUAACAGAGAAGAUGAGCGUGAAGAUGAUGAGAGUGAAGAAGACAUUUCUGAUGAUAACACUGGGAAUUUCAUAAAAAGGCACUUACCUAAGGGCCUGGUCACCGGGAAUCCUAACCUCAUCGUUUGCCCGCACGAUGAGGUCCUGACAUCUUGCAUCUCCAUUUACAUGAGUAGUGAAGGCGAGACACUUCCCACCUAUGAUGAAGUCCUCCUUUGCAACUCUUCAACACCAUACGAACAGGUGGAGCUAUUCCUCAGACGCUGUCUCAGCACAGGCUACAGGGGACAGAAGAUAUACUCUCUACUGUAUGGAGAUCUGCUCACUUAUGAUGUGAGCUCUAAACUUGAGAACUUUUUUCAGCGAAUGAAAAUGCAGAGCAGGAAAGACUACAGACUUGUUAUCAUCUGCAGCUCAGAAAGAGAAUAUGCCUACCUUCCAACAGCAUUCAGCCAGUACAAAUUGCACAUGGUUCCUCAGGAGUCACUAGUGAGCAUCCAGAACUUCCUCCACAAACACUACAUUGUCCCAGCAAAUCAGUGCAGUGCAGCAGCUGCAUUCAAAGAACGACUCUGCGUUGGUGUCGUCUCAUCCAAAAGGGCUGGUGUUGGUAAAUCUCUUUAUAUCAAGAGGCUGUAUGAAAAACUGAGGCACUCAACCAAAAAGCAGUCAAUGAUGAAAUGCAUUCGCUUGAUUGAACCUAAUGUUGAUGAGAAUGUCAUCCUUCAGUCUCUUUUGGACACCCCCAAGAGAAAAGAACUCACAAUGUUCCAUUUUGACGUCACAUCAUCGGUGCAGAAAGGCCUCCAUGAGUUUCUUUUCAAAUUGUUGAUUCUGCGCUAUUUGAUGGAUUCUGAGGGAAAGAUGUGGAAGUGCAGUGACAAGCAGCUUUAUGUCAUGGAGAUUUUAGAGCCGACUGUCGGGUCACCCAGAGAUGAUUCACGGCAGGCUCAAACUGUGAAAAGCACAUUCAUAGACGUGUUCCCAAAUAUUUUCUGCCGACCACCCAAAGAGGUGCUAAUGCUAGAGAUGAGGAAGGAAGAAGAUCCUACCAUUGUGAGCACUGACGACCCAUUGAUGGAUGAUGAAGAAUUCAAGAGUGCAGCCUUUCAGCGGCCAUAUCAGUAUCUUACACGGUUUCAUAACCACAGUGAUCUUGAUGUGUUCACAUAUCAGGGUGUUGAAGGGUCACACGUGGAAUGUCUUCAGAUGCUUCUCAUGUACUGCGGCAUUAUGGACCCAUCCUGGGCAGAACUGAGAAAUUUUGCAUGGUUCCUUAACCUUCAGCUGCAAGACUGUGAGACAUCUGUUUUUUGUGAUGCCACUUUCACUGGAGACACGCUAACAGGAUUCAAAACCUUUGUGGUGGACUUCAUGAUUCUGAUGGCGAAGGACUUUGCCACUCCGUCACUCAGCAUCUCUGACCAGAGUCCUGGCAGACUGCAGAUGGACCUGACUGGCCUCAAAGAUGAAGAUUUGACUCCUUUUCUGAUUAGAAAGAGAUGGGAAACAGAACCACAUCCAUACAUCUUUUUUAAUGAUGACCAUGUGUCCAUGACCUUCAUUGGUUUCCAUCUUCAGCCCAAUGAAAAUAACUUUGUCGAUGCCUUUGAGCCUACCUCUGGAAGGGUGAUAAAAAAGAAUGUCAUGACAAGGACAUUGUAUGAAGGCCUACAGCUACAGAGAGUCCCUUUCAACGUCGAUUUUGACUGCCUACCAAGAGCGGAGAAAAUAGAGCGAAUCUGCAAUGUUCUUGGUAUCCAGUGGCCUCUUGACCCUGAUGAAACAUAUGAACUUACAACUGACAACAUACUGAAGAUGCUGGCAAUCCAUAUGCGGUUUAGGUGUGGCAUCCCUGUCAUUAUCAUGGGCGAGACAGGAUGUGGUAAGACGAGACUCAUCAAAUUCCUUUGUGAGCUGCGGAAGAGUGGAGUGGCCUCUGAGAACAUGAAGCUGGUCAAGGUGCAUGGAGGGACAACGUCAGAGAUGAUUUACAACAAAGUCAGAGAAGCAGAAAACAUUGCUUCUGUCAACAAGCUUGACUAUGGAUUUGACUCUGUUCUUUUCUUUGAUGAGGCCAACACUACUGAGGCCAUCAGCAGUAUUAAGGAGGUCCUUUGUGACAAGACAGUCAAGGGUGAAAGUUUGAUACCAAGCUGUGGAUUGCAGAUUAUCGCAGCAUGCAACCCUUACCGAAAGCACACAGAUGAGAUGAUUCAGAGGCUAGAAUCUGCUGGCCUUGGGUACAGAGUUCGAUCUGAAGAGACAGAUGAAAAACUUGGAUCUAUCCCUCUCCGUCAGUUAGUCUAUAGAGUUCAGGCAUUGCCACCAAGCAUGAUCCCUCUGGUGUGGGACUUUGGACAGUUAAAUGAUCAUACAGAGAAAACAUACAUCCAGCAGAUUGUGCAAAGAGUGGUUGAAAACAAAGCAAUUGAUCAAGAUUACAUCAAGUGGAUCACUGAUGUCCUUUCAGCCUCACAGAAGUAUAUGAGGACAAGAAAGGAUGAAUGCAGCUUUGUUAGCCUGAGAGAUGUAGAACGUUGCAUGCAGGCUUUUGUUUGGUUCUAUGACAACCACAACAGAUUUUUUGCAGAGCUUGAAGAAUUUGAGAGUAAACAAAGUGCUGAUAAAAAUGAAAGGCAUCAGAGGCAGUCUGAGUUCAGAGACCCCGUUCUCUGGUCUCUAGUCAUGGCAAUUGGAGUGUGCUAUCAUGCCUGCCUAGAAAAUAAGGACAAAUACAGACAGAAAAUCAGCAAAAGCCUACCAUCACCCUACAGCCCAGCAAAGGUAAUGCAGGAAAUCUCACUCAUGCAGGAUUUACUUUUGAGUGGUGUGCCGAUGGGGGAUACUAUUGCAAGAAACAGUGCUCUCAAAGAGAAUGUCUUCAUGAUGGUUCUCUGCAUUGAGCUAAGAAUCCCUCUCUUCUUAGUUGGAAAACCCGGAAGUUCAAAAUCUCUGUCUAAAACUCUGGUGGCAGAUGCAAUGCAGGGCCAAGCUUCUCAUUCUGACCUCUACAAAAUGCUCAAACAGAUCCAUUUGGUGUCUUUCCAGUGCAGCCCUCACUCAACACCAGAGGGCAUCAUUAAUACAUUCAAGCAAUGCGGACGCUUUCAGGAAGGAAAGAACCUCGAUGAGUACAUUUCAGUUGUGGUUCUAGAUGAAAUUGGCCUGGCCGAGGACUCUCCAAAGAUGCCACUGAAAACCCUUCACCCACUGCUAGAAGAGGGCUGCAUUGAUGAUGAGCCGCUACCACACAAAAAGGUUGGAUUCAUUGGUAUAUCCAACUGGGCCUUAGACCCUGCAAAAAUGAACAGAGGCAUUUUUGUCUCUCGUGGUGACCCUGAUGAGAGGGAACUUAUUGAGAGUGCUAAAGGCAUAUGCUCAUCGGAUGCAAUGAUUUUGGAAAAGGUCAGGGAUUUCUUCCAACCCUUUGCAAGAGCCUACUUGAACAUUUGCCGCAAACAAGGCAAAGGUUUUUUUGGCCUACGUGACUAUUACAGCUUGAUUAAGAUGAUUUUUGCAGUUGCCAAGGCUUUUCAGCGGAAGCCCACAGCAGAGGAAACCAUGAAGGCAGUGUUGAGAAAUUUCAGUGGCAGGGAUAAUGUUGAUGCAGUUACUGUCUUUACUGAAAGACUACAGAUUGCACCCAACCUGGAGAACAUCAGUGCCAUUGAGUUUGUUAGAGAAAACAUUCAGGCAGUUUCACAGGAAGAAGAAUGUCGGUACUUGCUGGUACUAACAAAAAACUACGCAGCCUUACAGAUCCUGCAGCAAACCUUCUUUUCAGAAAGUGUUCAGCCAGAAAUAAUCUUUGGAUCCAGCUUCCCGAAAGACCAAGAGUAUACCCAAAUCUGCCGCAAUAUCAACAGAGUAAAGAUCUGCAUGGAGACGGGUCAAACAGUUGUGCUCCUAAACUUGCAGAACCUCUAUGAAAGUCUCUACGAUGCUCUCAACCAAUACUAUGUAUGCUUGGGAGGACAGAAAUAUGUUGACCUUGGACUGGGAACCCACCGUGUGAAAUGCAGGGUGCACAAAGACUUUAGGCUUAUUGUCAUUGAGGAAAGAGAGGUGGUCUACAAGCAGUUCCCAAUACCUCUCAUCAACAGGCUCGAGAAACACUACCUAGACAUUCACACUGUCCUCAAAACUGAGCAGAGGAGGAUGGUGGAUGAAUUGGAGAGAUGGGUGAAACGUUUUGUGUCUCUCAGCAGUCAACACUUAGCAGUGGCUCAGACAUACAAGUACCAACCCCCAGAUGUCUUCAUUGGCUACCACUCAGACACAUGUGCUUCUGUGGUUCUUCAUGUAAUAGAGAAGCACAAGGACAGUUUUGAAAUCUCAGAUUCCGAGAGGCGAGUACUUGACGAAGCUAAACUUGUACUGCUCAAAUGUGCUACACCAGACUCAGUAGUGCGGUUGGACUGCACAGGCCUCCCCAAAGUGGAGAGUGAACAUCUAGCCAGGGUCUACUUUGAAGAGCAGAAUAACAGCUGUUUGGCUGACUACAUACUUGCUCACACAAGACAGGAAGUCUGUUGCUGCCCCUCCUUCACAGAGGUGACAACAUUCUCCAGACUUUUGACGGCAUUUGACUUGGAACCACUGGAGCAAAUGUUACAUAAUGUUGAGCUUCUCUCACUUCAGCAGUUUGACACAGAGCACUCUUUCCUGAAGAAGAUCAGGAAUUUCCUCACAGCUGAAAAUGGAAGCAGUCACACUGGACCCUGCAACAAGAUCUUAAUCAUUCAGUGUGAUUUUGAUGAAGCCUCUCAUAGUGCCAAUCUCAUUGCAUCUGCAAAGUAUUCAUCCAUAAAUGAAAUCAACAAAAUAACUCAGGAAAGCAUGGGAAGCAAGGUGUUUGUCUACUUUAUCACCAGACUACCAAGAAUGGAAGGAGGGGCUUCCUACGUUGGCUUUCAUGGAGGACCCUGGAGAUCAGUUCACAUUGAUGACCUCAGACGGUCAAAAGACAUUGUUUCAGACAUCAAAGCCUUGCAAAACAUGACAAUCAGUCAAAUCUUUGAAACAAGGAUGAGUCAGCCUGAAGUCAUGAAGGCUGAUGAUAUGUACAUAGAGAAUGAGCAGGAGGAAACAGAGUUCGGGGAAAAGUGCUGCGACAGUGUUCUGGACACUACAGCAUUGCUGCGGAGCUGUGUGCAAAGUGCAGUGGGCAUGCUGAGGGACCAGGUGGAAAAUGGCCUCCGCAGUACUCAAAGAGUUGAGAUCCUACUGACACUCCUCAACGACAAUGAGGCAAUAAAAGGUGAAUUUCUGCAAACUGUGAAAAGGCAUCUUCACUCAUUGUUGGCAAUUUAUGAUGGCAACACCUUCUCAUCCAUCAAAAGCAACUGGGUCAUUAAGGAGGCCUCAAACAUUGAUGCUUUGCAGGAAGGAGGCACUUUCAGGCACACCUUAUGGAAACGCGUUCAGGCUGUGGUUGUCCCCCUCUUGGCGCAAGUGGUUUCAGUCAUUGACCGUGACCAAAACUUGGACAUCUUGCUAGAUAGGAACUGUGAUGAAUCUGUUAAGAGGCUGUGGUUAGAUAUCUUUGGCAAUGAUAAGAUUCUGGAGAUCCCACACCUAUCCCCGAACCCCAAUUCUGAGACAAGAACAAUCCUUGUACAGAACUAUAUUGCCCAAGACAAGAACAUGAGCUGUACCAUGCCCUUCAGUUGGAGGAUCAAGGACUACCUGGAGGAACUCUGGGUUCAUGUGCUUCAACAUGAAGGCCACACUCCACGAGAGUUUGAUGAGUUAUUCUGGAAGACACCAGUGGGACGAUACAUUGCGAAAGCAGACCCAGAGAUGCAGACAGAGUUUUUUCACCGCUACCUUCAGGAUUUUAUUUCCAUGACAAUGAACGUGACUUGUCAGGAAGAUCUGCAGCUCCUGUGUGGUGCCUUGAAUUGUUGUGUCAGAGAGCUGCGAUUGCGGCUCAAUGACACUGAAACAGUGACAUCUCUUCCGUGGGUCCAUGCUGCUUAUCAUGAGUUCAAAAACCGGCUGCAGAACCUCUCCAGAAUGAUCUGCAUUGAGCCCCAUGUGGCCCAGGACCUCUUGAGGAAUCGUCAUGCCAGAGACGGCGUCGAACUGGUUCUCGAUGUGUAUGCUGCUUUUGCCUGUGUGGAGUACCUGGAGCCUAGAGUCCUGGACACAGAAGCUCAAAGACAAGCCUGGCUCAGGCAGGUCAAAAAACUCCAGGUUCCUAUUGAGUUGAUCUGUCUGGAGGACAGUGUAAGACGUUAUGGAGAGAGGAGCAAGACAAUUGUCUGUAGAGUCCAAGCUGGAUGGAAUCGGAUAUUUUCUCUCUCUCUGUUUGUGGAGCAUGUGUUGUUUGGCAUCGAGGAGGUGGAGAAGGAGCUGUUACCUCUUGUUUUGGAGCAUACAAAAGGGCUUGGCCAGAUACUGGAAAAAAAUUCAGACCUCAAAACUAAGCAGUCAUUUGAGGCAGUUAUUGGUUUGCUCAAAACCUGCAAAGAUGGAGCUGUUGCACGCAUAUUCAGGUUUGGUCUUACAAUGUGCCCAGUGUGUAUGGGAGACCCUCAAGAUCCGCUCUGCCUCCCAUGUGAACACAUCUACUGUGUGGCCUGUAUCAAACAGUGGUUGGGCCCUGGUCAGAUGUACUGUCCCCUCUGCAUGCAGCCAGUUGAUGAAAACUUCCCCAUGGUUCCUUCAGAUGCCAUAAGGGUUCGCAUCAACCAACAUGCUCAAUUCAGGAAGCAGUGCAAUGCUUUCUUCAUAGACCUGGUGUCUAUUAUGUGCUUCAAGGACAACUCUCCCCCCUGUUCAGCUGUCAUACUUCAUUUGCUGUCCUUUCUCAUGGUGGAGGCCAACACUGUUCCCAUUCUGAGAGUUAAUCGACCAGUUCUGACAAAGGUCCUCUCUCCGUUCGAUGACUCUGUGGAUAAAAAUCCAGUGGUUCGGUCAGUGGUGCUCAAACUCCUACUGAAGUACAGCUUUGACGAAGUUAAAGGUUACCUGCAGCAGCAUCUGAUAGCAGUUGAGCAGAGCAACAUCUUGGAGGAGACGGACAAAACUGAGCUCCACUGCUUGUACAUUAACUGCCUGGAGGAUUCCAUGUUUGAGAGGUUGCAGUUCAGGUCCAUUGCCGACCAGCAGGUGUGUCUCCAAGAUGAAAGUGCCUUCCUGACUGAUUACCUGCAAUCACAUGGUCAGUCUGGUGAAACAGCCACUGUAGAGUACUUGCAGCAGGUGGCUAGAGUGCGUAUGGACCUGGAUUUGGCUGCAAGCCUCAUCAUGGAAAAACUAGCCAAUGAGUCCCAGGAAGGUGGACAACAUGGAACCACAGCAUUCCUGACCAGCGUGGUGAACUUGUGUAAGCGCAGUGGAAACGACUGGUAUCGUGUUUACUUGAUCCGUAAGAUAUGCAGCCAACAUGGAGUGGAGUUUGUCCUGAAACUCCUCAAAAACGAUCAAAUGCGCUGGCUAUUCCCUGAAGAAGCUCUGCAAAAGAGUGAAGAAGCCACUGCAAUAGACCAGUAUCUUGUGUGUGGGGAAGACUACAAGACUAUCAGAAAUGCUGUUGCAAGGGGGGUUAUGGAGGGCAAAGUGGACGGACUGGAUGAGACUUGUGAGGGGUGCAGAUGCUUACCACAGUGGAAAACAGUUUACCUUCUGUUGGCGCUGUACAGAGAAGUUACCACUCUCUACAGAGAAGCCAAUGCUAACUUCCAUCCGAAGCCUGAGAUUUUGGAAGCCCUGACGACCUACAUCGAGGCCUCCAAAUUCCUUGGCAGCCCAGAGGUGAAAGCCUUUGCCGUGGCUCUGGUGACCAACCAGCUUGGGCUGUUGACUGUUCGUCUUGGGGCUUCUGGCGCCCAGUGUGUGUUGGUGGACUUAACUAUUCAUCUGACUGCUGUCUUGCUCUGUGGGAACCAGGGGAUCUUAGCUCCCCUCCAGCAACUAGCAAGGGCACCUGCCAACAUGCAGGCUGCCUUCUUGCCCACCAUGCCAGAGGACAUGUUGCAAGUGGCUCAGCAAGUUCUGGGAUCGUUGCGGUGGUACUGUUGUCCAAAUGGUCACCCCUGCACCGUUGGAGAGUGUGGCCUACCCUGGGAAAGAAGUCAUUGUUUGGACUGUGGUGCUGUGAUUGGAGGAAACGCUCACAUCGCUGUGCCGGGAUUUCAAGUUGUUCAAUUGCAGGGUGACCGUACUCAGACAGGCCACAUCCUUGGCGACCCAGGUCGCAGGGACAAUCCAGACAUGCUAGACACGAAGAGCAUUUCCCCGUUUCCAUUCAACAUUGUGCGCCUGCUCACUCACAUGGCCAUGCUGCUUGGUGCCUGUGAUCACCCACAGUCUAUCUCAGCCAUCAUCAAACCUCCAGUUCCUGACCCCGGAGCAUUUCUACUUGCCCAUCUGCAAAAGGACGUGGAACAUCUUAUCAGAUCUCUUGGCAAAGGGACAGACGACACAAUCAGCACUGUUCACCUGCUCAUCAGCAGCCUCCUGGAACCUCACCAACAAAAAUGGCCUGCUCCUUAUGACAAUCAGUUCUCCACCAAAGAGGCUAGAAAUGGAUGGGAGAUGGAAGUGAGCAAUGCCAUCAUCAUACCUCAGCUGAAGCACUUGGAUAAACAUUUAAAGGAAGCGAAUACAUUCAUCCGGGCUGACUCUCGCAUCUCUGCCAAUCCAAUCAUGAAGCUCGUGUUUGGUGAUCCUCGUCUCUUCUUGGCCUCACUUCCCCAAAAUUCUCUGAUCCAUAGCUCUGCCGUGUGGAGCUGCAGGGAGAAAGUUUCUCUGUUGACCCUCACCCAUAUUGUAGAGCAGAAUGAUGGCAAAGACACCCUGCCUGUACUCUGGAGAUUUCUGCAUAGGGAAGCAGAGCUCCGACUGGUGAAGCACCUUCCUGACAUCGUCACACUCCAGACGGAUCUGGUUAAGAAGUUUCAAAACAUCACUGAGCUGACUUGUGGCACCAUUGCUGAAUUCCUCCACAGUCAGAAAGCAGUUUCGCUGAAAACCUGGUAUGAGAAAUACGUCAAAAUCUUCCUGACAACAUGGAAUCAGCUCAGAGUGUCCCUGACAACCAAUGGUGAGAUUAAGAUCCCAGCUGAGUUCUGCCAGAAGGACCUGGACCUCAACAGUGACUUCAAGGUGCUGUUGCCGCGGCGACAAGGCCCGGGCCUGUGCUCUACAGCGCUUGUCAGCUACCUCAUCGCCCUUCACAAUGAUAUGGUCUACUGUGUGGAUAAACACACUGGAGAGGAGACCAGCUACAAAGUGGGCCCUGCAGAUCUGACUGACCUGCAUGUGAUUCGGUACGAGCUGGAGAGGGACCUGAUGCCCCUGGUUCUCUCCAACACCCAGUACAGCAUCGAGAGAGGCCAGGAGACGCUUCAUGAGUUUGACUUGCCCAAGAUCCAGCAGCAGAUUGUGUCCCGUUUCCUGCAGGGCAAACCUCUCAUCACUCUCAAUGGCAUUCCAACACUUGUGAACCGACAUGACCGCAACUAUGAGAUUAUCCUGAAGGAUGUAAAAGCAAAAGUAAAGCAAGAGCCUCUUCAGACUCUCACCCUGUUCGGCGUGGCUGGAGAGCUGCACUCGUACAGUGAGGUGUGUGAGGCCUUGUCCACACUGGAAGUGACCCUUGGUUUCCUUGCCAUGACUGGGGGAGAACCUCACAUGCAGCUGUCCUGCUACCUGGAGGAGGUUCUGCAGAUGGGAAACCAGAUGGCUCCGCAUAUCCUCAAGGCCCUGAGCAUGUGCUGUCUAAAGCAUUGUGUGGCGCUCUGGCAGCUGCUGGCCUCACUCAAGUCAGAAAAUAUGCUGCGGCUCAAGAGGGAUCCAUUUGUGGGAGUCUCAGAGAAGUACAAACAGGCUCUGGGUGAGGACGAGCACAGGCUCCUGACUGGCUUCUUCUCUAAGAGCAGCGCUGACACUUUCCUGCUGGAGAUGCACGAGUUCCUGGUGCUGGUCCUUAAAAAGCCCAACGCUCCUGAUACCUACAGGCCUGACUGGGGCUUAAAAGACACACUAGUGUCUUACAUGGAGCGCAAAGACCUGGACGUUCCCCCUGAUGUGGAGGAGCUCUUCCCAGCUGAGAUCUGCCUCUCCCAUUAUGUGGAAACCUGGAAGUUCAUUGUCGGCUUUAAGGAGGAGCGCGGUCAGAGGCAGUGAGAAUGAGAUGAAAGGAGUGCUUUUUUUUUUUCUGCCUUUUUUUUCUGCCUU